Messenger RNA from Ogataea philodendri, 1494 nucleotides. RefSeq lists its product as uncharacterized. The transcript has a single exon. Bases 1 to 1494 code for a protein of 497 amino acids. Gene Ontology annotation, molecular function: NADP binding; N,N-dimethylaniline monooxygenase activity; flavin adenine dinucleotide binding. The record is from RefSeq and is a predicted model, not a curated record. NCBI's taxonomy places the organism in Eukaryota, Fungi, Ascomycota, Pichiomycetes, Pichiales, Pichiaceae.
AUGGCCAAGCUCAAUAUCGGAUUAGUCAAGUCUGUUGCCGUCAUUGGAGGCGGCCCGUGUGGGGCGGCCACCAUCAAGGCAUUGCUCAAAGAAGCAGCCUUCUCGAAGAUCGUCGGGUUUGAGCGUCGUGCUGGCACUGGCGGCCUGUGGAACUACUAUGACUCAAACAAGGGCCCGGAGCCUACCAAGGUUCCUUCCACAGAUCCGCACCGCCUCGACUCAAUCAGCCCGAUCCGCCUCGCCAGCGACAAGUACGUCUGGCCCAGCGCCAUCUACGAGCUCAUGGACACUAACGUCCCGUACCAUAUCAUGGAGUACAGUGGCUUCCCCUUCCCGAAAAACUCACCCCUGUUCCCUACAAAGCAGCAGGUGCUCGAGUACAUCCAGGAAUACUCCAAGGAGGUCGAGCCGUACAUCCACUUUGGUACCAACGUUGUGUCGGUGAAGUUCCGGCCCGACGAGACCCACCGGUGGCAGGUCACGUACCGUAAAGUGUGCGACGCCACAGCCGGGGGUCUUAAGGAAUCACCAGAUCACCCCGACCAAACCGAGGAGUUCGACGCGGUCUUGGUCGCAUCCGGCCAUUACGAGCUGCCCUAUGUGCCCGAGAAGCCUGGGCUGGCCGAUUGGGCCCUCAAGUUCCCGGGAUCGGUGUCGCACUCGAAAAACUACCGUCACCCUCGCCAGUUUGAAAACCUAGACGGCAAUUUGGUGGUGGUGGGAAACUCCGCGUCUGGAUCAGACUUGGCGUACCAAUUGGCUUCCUACCUGAACCGUAAAGUGUACAAAAGCGCGCGGUCAAAGUCCAUGCUCCCCGGAGGAAGCAGCGACUACAUAAUCACCGUCCCGGACAUCGCCUCGUUCGAGCCCGAAACGAAGUCUAUCAGGUUCCAGGACGGCACCGUGGUGGAGAACGUUGCGCACAUCAUUUUUGCCACCGGUUUCCUUAGACACUACCCCUUCUUGGACGAGAUCAACUCGUCACAAACACCAAUUGUCACUGACGGCCUUAGACUCCACGGCUUAUAUAAGCAGUGUGUCAGCUACAAUUUCCCCGGGCUGGCGCUGAUUGCAACUCCCCGGUACGUGCUGCCUACACGUCUGAGCGAGACUCAGGCGAUCUGGCUGGCCAAGAUCUUCCAGGGCCAGCUGGAGCUGCCGAGCAUCGAGGAGAUGAAGCAGGACGAGCUCCGCACGGUCGAAUUGAUGGGCGACUCUCCGAAAUUUCACAACCUCUUUUAUCCGGAUGAUGUGCGCUACGCAAAGGAGCUCAACAAUCAGAUUUACUCUACACCAGACUGGGACUCCAAGCUAGCUCCUGUGGAGUGGAACGAAAGAGACAUGCAGUACCGUGCCUCUGCCACUGCGAUGAAGGAAGCGUACAUCCGGUACCGGGAGCUGAACAACGGCGAGCGGGUGACCGACGUGGACGCAUUACGUCAGGGCGUGGAAUUCGAGCUGGAACCUGUUGACGAGGAGGUGCUUAAACUUUAA